Messenger RNA from Anopheles arabiensis, 2366 nucleotides. Its product is annotated as myrosinase 1-like. Gene Ontology annotation, molecular function: beta-glucosidase activity. The coding region runs from base 423 to 2135 and encodes 570 amino acids. Lineage: Eukaryota; Metazoa; Arthropoda; Insecta; Diptera; Culicidae. The record is from RefSeq and is a predicted model, not a curated record. The transcript is spliced from 6 exons. Gene Ontology annotation, biological process: carbohydrate metabolic process.
GCGAUCGGUUAGUCUCUCUGCUCACCUGUACGGGGCGCACAUGCGUAACACAAUCACUCACACACACACACUCACCGGCAGUAGUGUACACCGAGAGUGAGCGGAAUCCUCUUGCACGUCACGGAGGUGUUCCCUGCGGUGUAUUUUAGGUAGCGGUAGUGUGUGAUCGUGAUAUUUAGUUCAAAAAAAGUGUUGAAAGUUCAAAACAAACUACCCCGCGGAACACGGUGCGGUGGGACAUCUUCGGUGUCUCGUCCGGUUAGCGCGCGCGCAAGAUUUGAGAGUAAAACAAGAGUAACCCGCUGUGCAGCAGUGAAGAGAGAGACUUUUGUGAGAAAAAAAAGUUUGAAGUGCAAAUAUACAGAGACCCUGCGUCUAUAAGCAUAUAAUCGUAACGAACUGGAUUGGGGUCACCGUACGUAAUGCGCAAAGCAAAACAGCAGCAAACAAUGGCAGUGACGACGAACAGCCGUAGUAGUAGUAGCAGCAGCAGCAGCCGCAGCAGUGUCGUGUUCCCAGGUGUUUUAGUAGCAGUUUUCACCCUGCUGGCACUGCUGACACCGGCAGCCGAGGGCAAGUUUGCGCGACGCUUUCCGUCCGACUUUCGGUUCGGCGUUGGCAGCUCGGCGUACCAGAUCGAGGGUGGCUGGAAUGCGAGCGGCAAGGGCGAAUCCAUCUGGGACCGGAUGACGCACCAGCAUCCGGAAAAGAUUGCCGAUGGGAGCAACGGUGACAUUAGCUCGGACAGCUACAAUAAUUGGCGCCGAGAUGUGCAGAUGGUUCGCGAGCUCGGUGUGGAUGUGUAUCGGUUCUCGCUCUCCUGGCCACGCAUCAUGCCGACCGGGUUUCUGAACAGUGUCAGCAAGGCGGGCAUCACGUACUACAGCAACCUGAUCGACGAGCUGCUCAGGUACAACAUUACCCCGAUGGUGACGCUGUACCAUUGGGAUUUGCCGCAGCGCUUCCAGGAGCUGGGCGGCUGGACCAAUCCCGAGCUGAUCGGGUACUUCCACGACUACGCGAAGGUGGCGUUCGAGCAGUUUGGCGAUCGGGUCAAGAUCUGGACGACGAUCAACGAGCCGUGGCACGUGUGCGAGCACGGCUACGGCGUAGACUUUAUGGCGCCGGCCCUCGACUACCCGGGCAUUGCGGCGUACCUGUGCGGGCACAAUCUGCUGAAGGCGCACGCGGAAGCGGUGCACAUGUACCGGCGCAUCUUCCAGCCGAAGCAGCAGGGCAAGAUCGGUAUCACGCUGGACACGUCCUGGCCGGAACCGGCCACCAACAGCGAGGACGAUCGGGAGGCAUCCGAGCUGGCGGCCCAAUUCUAUCUCGGUUGGUUUGGACAUCCCAUCUUUGCGGAGGCGGGCAACUAUCCGCGCGUCAUGAUCGAUCGGAUUGCGGCGAUGAGCCGCCAGCAGGGCUACACCAAAUCGCGCCUGCCCACCUUCACCAAGGAGGAGAUCGACCGCAUCAAGGGUACGGCCGACUUCUUCGGCAUCAACUCGUACACGAGCGUGCUGGUGCGCAAGAACGAUCGCAACAACACGGCCAACUUUCCGGUGCCAUCCUUCAACCACGACAUGGGCGUCGUGGAGUCGGCCGAUCCGGACUGGCCGAAGAGCGGAUCCGUCUGGCUGCAUGUUGUGCCGUCCGGUAUGAACAAGCUGCUGAAGUGGAUUCGGCGCGAGUACAACAAUCCGACCGUGUACAUCACGGAGAACGGCGUGAGCGAUCUCGGUGGUACGAACGACGUGAAGCGAAUCGAUUACUUCAACUCCUACCUGCAGGCGGUGCUGGAUGCGCUCGAAGACGGCUGCAACAUACAGAUGUACAUUGCCUGGUCGCUGAUGGAUAGCUACGAGUGGAAGGCUGGCUUCACUGAAAAGUUCGGCCUGUAUCACGUCGACUUUACCAGCCCGAACCGGACGCGCACACCGAAAGCGUCCGCCAAGGUGUACGCCAACAUCGUCCGCACGCACGAGAUCGAUUGGAGCUUCCGGCCGACGCCGGAGGUGUUCAUUCUGCCCCCGUCCCCGUACCAGUCGGGCAGCAACCGGUUGAGCAUUACCGUCCCGUUGGUGUGCCUGCUGGUCGCCACGAUGGGUGCGCUAGUCAAAGCACUGUGCUGCUGAAACCCAGCCUGGCCCGGCCAAGCGCCCAGCUAUCGAGAUCUCCCGGAUUUACUGAAGCCGUGUACUUGUACUUGUUGUAAGAGAUUUAUUUAUGACCCACCUCCCUGCGUGUGCCGUGUGAGAUAGUUAGGCUAAGGUUUAAGAAAGAGAAAGAGAGAGAGAGAGAGAGCGAAAAAACUAUUUGAUAACGAAAAUGUGCCGAUGCCAAUAAAAAGACGUUAAAGUAUUAUA